AUGCCCGGACAUUCUCGCCGAAACCCACAAAAUAACCUGCUCGGCGCCAUCAACCAGGUCGAAGCCGUUUCCACUGACAAGCCACACUCUCUCGACAUCUCCAGCAUUCUCCAUCGCCUGCCUGACGCCGUCAUUCGCGCUCUAUUGCCGCUCCUCGAAUUAGACAACGAAGCCUUUCGCAUCCUAUCCGGGGCCGCACACAUUCGACGAACCACCGAAGCCUUCGCACGAAGCCGCAAGGUGGUCGGAAUUGCCCUGCAGGACAUUGAAGCCGCCUCAAAACACGUGGACAAGCUUGACAGAUCAUGCAGUGACUUUCAGAUGCAAGAUGAGGUUUCCAUGAUCAAACGCGAUUUCCGUACACCCCAGGAUGAGGCGGAAAUUUCUGUGGAGGCAUCGGGCUCUGGGCAGCACUACACCCGAGCAACAGAUGCUGGUGACGCGCGGGAGUAA
Molecule: messenger RNA, 453 nt
Organism: Colletotrichum orchidophilum
Lineage: Eukaryota; Fungi; Ascomycota; Sordariomycetes; Glomerellales; Glomerellaceae
Exons: 3
Coding region: 1-453 (150 amino acids)
Source: RefSeq, a predicted model, not a curated record